Marmota monax (woodchuck) is the source of this 2804-nucleotide messenger RNA. It is a transcript of the gene Lipn, whose product is annotated as lipase family member N. The record is from RefSeq and is a predicted model, not a curated record. The transcript has 11 exons. NCBI's taxonomy places the organism in Eukaryota, Metazoa, Chordata, Mammalia, Rodentia, Sciuridae. The coding region runs from base 253 to 1446 and encodes 397 amino acids. Gene Ontology annotation, molecular function: hydrolase activity, acting on ester bonds.
GGCCCUUCCUCUUUGUUCUCACAAAGCUGUGACCUUUCCAUAAAUACAAUCCCGAUCCUGCCAUUUCAGACAUGGAUGUCAUCAAGGGCAGCCACCAGCAUUUUGGGUAAAAACUUUUCUUUAAAUUUUCUAACAGUUACUGCAACCAUAUCUUACUCUUCAGCCUGAUGUCAAAAGCAAAAAUUCAGAAGUUCCUCAUCAAUCAGGAGUCCUUGGGAGCAGGUGAAGCUCACCUAAGUAGGCAUUCCUGUGAUGUGGCUGUUUUUAACAAUAGUUUGUUUGAUUUGUGGAACAUUAAAUGCUGGUGGAUUCUUGAAUUUGGAAAAUGAAGUGAAUCCUGAAGUGUGGAUGAACACUAGUGAAAUCAUCACCUACAAUGGCUACCCCAGCGAAGAGUAUGAAGUCACCACUGCAGAUGGGUACAUACUCAGCAUCAACAGGAUUCCCUGUGGAAGACGGCAUGCUAGGAGCACAGGUCCCCGGCCAGUUGUGUACUUGCAGCAUGCCCUGUUUUCAGACACUGCCUACUGGCUUGAGAAUUAUGCCAAUGGAAGCCUUGGAUUCCUUCUAGCAGAUGCAGGUUACGACGUAUGGAUGGGAAAUAGUCGGGGGAACACUUGGUCAAGAAGACACAAAACACUCUCAGAAAAUGAAGAGAAAUUCUGGGCCUUUAGUUUUGAUGAAAUGGCCAAAUACGACCUCCCAGGAAUAAUAGAUUUCAUUGUGAAUAAAACUGGUCAGGAAAAGUUGUAUUUCAUUGGACAUUCACUCGGCACUACCAUAGGAUUUGUAGCCUUUUCCACCAUGCCCGAACUGGCACAAAGAAUCAAAAUGAAUUUUGCCCUGAGUCCUGUGAUCUCAUUCAGAUACCCCACAAGCAUUUUUACCAGUUUUUUUCUACUUCCAAAUUCCAUAAUCAAGGCUAUGUUUGGUACUAAAGGUUUCUUUUUAGAAGAUAAGACCAAGAAGACACCUUCUACCAAAAUCUGCAACAAUAAAAUACUCUGGGUGAUAUGUAGUGAAUUUAUGUCCUUAUGGGCUGGAUACAACAAGAAAAAUAUGAAUGUGAGUCGAAUGGAUGUGUAUCUAUCCCAUGCUCCCACUGGAUCAUCAAUACAGAACAUAUUGCAUUUAAAACAGCUUUACCGAUCUGAAGAAUUCAGAGCCUAUGAUUGGGGAAGUGAAGCUGAAAAUAUGCUUCAUUAUAAUCAGAGUCGUCCUCCACUGUAUGACUUGACUGCCAUGAAAGUGCCCACUGCUAUUUGGGCUGGUGGACAUGACAUGCUUAUAACGCCAAAGGACAUUGACAGGAUACUCCCCCAAAUUAGGAAUCUUCGUUACUACAAACUAUUGCCAGAGUGGAACCACUUUGAUUUCAUCUGGGGCCUCGAUGCCCCGCAACGGGUGUACAAUAAGAUCAUAGCUUUGAUGAAAGAAUAUCUCUAAAUCUAAUGCAUCUACUUUUCAGUUCAAAAUUUCUUCUAAGCCCCCAAGAAGCCUUAGGAGAAAUACUAAUGAACAGUGAGAUCGCCCCCACCACCCUUGCUGCUAUUGCCAAGGUGUUCCCUUAUCUGGGCAUCCCAACUAGGGAUUACUUAAACUGCGCCACUCUUUUCUUUAAGAGGUGUUUGCACCUGAAAUCUCAGGAUCCUACCCUCUUAGACAGGACUAAGGUCUCUUUUUAAUCCAAGAUGAUCUAGUAAGCACGUCUCUAUUAAAUGUACAAUUGAGAGACUAGGUGAAAAGGAGUUUCUUUGCCCUACACUUCAUGCAAACAAUAACUCACCACCUCCCUAUACCCUUUUUCAAUGGAUUAAAUGGAAGCAGAGAAGCAUUGGCUGGAGAGAAAGUCUUCAUCAGGAAAGCCAUUUAGGAAUAUAUCUGUGGCUGUGACCUUAUGGUUUUCCUGAAGCCACAAUUGGGCCAAUAGUCAUUAUAGUCGUCAUCUAUACACAAGUCCUGAAAUAAAUUGGCCCAUAUCAAUAAGCCUGAUGGAAAUGGCAGAAUGAAAAACUAAUAAAAUUUAAGUUUUCCAGGAGCUUGUUAUACUGUAACAAGCUAGAAGGGAAAAGACUGAGAUAAGCUGAAUGAUUAAUUACUAAACUUAUUCACUAUAGGCCAUUGCCUCUGAAACAAAAUCAAACUAAUACAUUAGUCUUAUAAUAGUGUGUUAGAGAUCCCUGGCAGAAGACAAAUCUUAGAAAUGAUUUGCUCUAAGGAGAAACUAGGCUGAUCAGCUACUAUGUCUUCAGGAUCAAAAUGGAAUUUAUACUAAUUUAUUUGUAAAUAGCAUUCAUACUGGGGCUGGGUUGUGGUUCAGAGGUAGAGCAUUGGCCUACCAUGUGUGAGGCACUGGGUUCGAUCCUUAGCACCACAUAAAAAUAAAAUAAAGAUAAUGUGUCUACCUAUAACUAAAAAAUAAAUUUUAAAAAAUUGAAUUUAUAUUGCACAAUUUAUAACAUUGAAAGCAGCUCCCAGAAAGCCUGAUUUAGAAUGAGCAAAGGAAACUCACAGACAGCUCCAUAAUAGUCUCUAUAAAAGGCUGGACACUGGUUCCAGAAUUUUAUAGAAAGCUCAGUGUGUAGCAUGAAGUUUUACUGUUAGUUCCUGUAAUCCUGAAUGAUGUGAACUCAAGAGUCUUUACCAGUAGUGAAGAUGUAACUCAGAACUAUUCAUGUUCCUUAGGAAAUCAUUAAAAAAAGUGAUACAUAUUCAUACUCUUGGUAAUUUAUUUUUACUUAAAACAAGAAAAUGUAAAUUAGCACACUAAUUAAUGUUUACUUACAGGACCAAGGGCUUUCUAU